Aureobasidium subglaciale EXF-2481 is the source of this 1581-nucleotide messenger RNA. RefSeq lists its product as uncharacterized. The transcript has 15 exons. Gene Ontology annotation, cellular component: membrane. Gene Ontology annotation, biological process: carbohydrate transport; transmembrane transport. NCBI's taxonomy places the organism in Eukaryota, Fungi, Ascomycota, Dothideomycetes, Dothideales, Saccotheciaceae. Gene Ontology annotation, molecular function: carbohydrate:proton symporter activity. The coding region runs from base 1 to 1581 and encodes 526 amino acids. The record is from RefSeq and is a predicted model, not a curated record.
AUGCCUCACAUCAACAUGUUUGGGCGCGGUAAGCCGCUGCAAAUAGCGAUCAUGGUUACCUGUCAGCUUGCGUUCAUUCUGUUCGGCUAUGACCAAGGAGUAUUCUCCGGUAUUGUAGGAAACGCAGAUUGGCUCGAGACAUUCGGCCACCCUGGUAGUGGACUCGAGGGCAUCAUCGUGUCGAUCUACAAUCUUGGAGCUUUCAGCGGUUGUAUCUUGGCUUUUUUGGGUGGUGAGAAAGCAGGACGUCGUCUGUCCAUGUGGAUUGCCAUGGUCUUCAUCAUCAUCGGUGCUAUCCUGCAAACAACUUCCUACGGCGUACCACAAAUCCUGGUCGCUCGCUACAUCACUGGAAUCGGAACGGGUAUCGAAACUUCCACUGUCCCUAUGUAUCAGAGUGAGCUCGUCGAAGCACACAAGCGCGGUCGAGUCGUCAGCUCAGAACCACUUUUUGUUGGUGUCGGAAUCGUCAUCGCAUAUUUCUUCGAUUAUGGCAUCGCAUAUGUCGGUGGACCGAUCGCAUGGCGUCUUCCAAUUGCUUGUCAGAUCAUCUUCGCCAUCGUUGUCAUCAUCAUGGUCUUCGGUGUUCCAGAGUCACCUAGAUAUCUGUACAAAGAAGGUCGCAACGAGGAAGCCUUACAGGUGCUGUGCGAUGUCUACGAUGGAACACCAACCGACGAGAAGAUUGCCAGAGAGCAGAAAGACAUUCUCGAUGCACUAGCGAUGGAACGAAUGCAUGGUGAAUACAAGUGGAGCCAAAUCUUGAAGCGAGACGAAGUGCAGACUGGAAGACGUGUCCUCCUUGCUUAUGGAAUGCAGUUUAUGAACCAGAUUGGCGGCAUUAACUUGGUUGUAUACUUCGUCCCUACAGCCCUCGAGCGGAAUGUCGGUCUCUCACACAACUUGUCUCUCCUCAUAGGUGGAUUCGUGCAGACGAUGUUCUUCUUCGGGUCUUUGAUUCCGACAUUCCUUCUUGACAGAAUGGGUCGCAGACGUCCCAUGAUGUGGGGAUCUCUUGGUCUGGCCAUCUCCAUGAUGCUUAUUGCUGUCCUUCUGAGCUUCACAGAAGCCCGUGGAUAUUCUGAGAAACUAAACAAGGCUACCUCCAGUGCCAGUGUUGCCUUCUUCUUCACUUACAUGUUUAUCUUCGGAGCAUCUGCGAACUGCAUUCCCUGGGUGUACGUACCCGAGAUUCUGCCUCUCCACGCAAGAGCAAAAGGAACGGCGAUUGGAAUUUCUUCAAACUGGCUUUGGGUAAGCUCAAUCUCCGUUAUGAUUACACCGACUCUGAUCAACAAUCUCCAAUGGCAAGCAUACCUGAUUUUCAUGUGCACAAACUUGGCAUUCGUGCCACUCGUCUACUUCUGCUACCCCGAGACCUCCAAUCUUACUCUGGAAGAAGUCGACUACCUCUUUAUCAGUCUCAGUGGAGAUGUCGAGAGAGGAGCCAAGGAGAUGAUGCAUGAUGAGAAGAGAGGCAGCGAAGGCGAUGCCGCAUAUGUGGAGGACGUUGGGAAACCCAUCUCGCAUUCUGGCGUCACUUCAACCGGAGGCGCUGUUCCAGCAUCGGGAAGAUUGUAG